Oncorhynchus gorbuscha (pink salmon) is the source of this 2345-nucleotide messenger RNA. RefSeq names its product sialidase-like. Bases 1509 to 2345 code for a protein of 278 amino acids. The record is from RefSeq and is a predicted model, not a curated record. The transcript has 3 exons. NCBI's taxonomy places the organism in Eukaryota, Metazoa, Chordata, Actinopteri, Salmoniformes, Salmonidae.
CAGUGUCGUAUAUUUCAGAUGAGGAAUAGAUCUUUGAAGCCCCCUUGAGUUGAAAACCUGUCAUGAGCGAGCGUUCAAGCCCUUAACGGGAAUAUUCUCACAGCGUUUGACCCAGUCGUCUGCGCUUGGAGAGGCUUAAACAUCCUUCUUUAACCUGUCUCCUCUUCAUCUACACUGAUUGACGUGGAUUUAACAAGAGACAUCAGUAAGGGACAUCAAUGAGGAAUCAUAUCUUUCACCUGGAUUCACCUGGUCAGUCAAUGUCAUGGAAAGGUCAGGUAUUCUUCAUGUUUUGUACACUCAGUGUACAGGCUUGUCACCUCUCCCAUAUCACUCUACUCAGCUGUGACUAAAUAACUUGGGAGUGGUUGCUAUGACACAGGGGUUGCUAUGACACAGGGAAGCCUUUCACUGCAACUGUCAUCAUCACAUGCUAAUGCUGUCAUGCAGACAGUUUAGGCCUACACAUGCAAUGGGUAAACAUGGGUAAUUGCAUGGUUACAGACGAUAUGAAAUGCAGUCUAUUCACUCUCUUUCAUAUGCAUAUCACCUGCUGUGGUCCAGUUAUUUCAUCCAUUUGAUUUGGGAUUAAGUGAUCACCGUACCAAAGUACUGCUCUCACCUUUCCCCAUUGUCAUUAAGGACCAUGUGAGAUGAAUGCUGUGUUGUGUGUGUGCCUGUUUACAUGAUGAUAGACAGUGGACAUUAUCUGGGGUUGAAGCACUGUGUUUCCUGUGUAGAUCUGUGUGUCCCAUGGACUUCUCACCAGCAGACGACAGCUUGGCAACUGGAUAUGCUGUUCACCAUGGUGUACUGCAGCACUUCUGCCCAUGAGGAUAGAUGCUCACAACUCAUUAUGAGUCCUCUGUGUCACUUUGAAUGGUUUGUCAUUUCAAAGCUGUUAAGACUGUUUACUCUGCGUCCCUGGGAGCUCUGGUUCUGGUCUGCACAUAAAGUACAUGGUUUAAGACUCUCUCUCUCUUUCUCUUUCUCUUUCUCUUUCUCUCUCAAGAUGCCUCCUCAGCCCUUAAGAAGCAUCUCCUCUCCUCACCCUCCAUCCCUCUCUUUCUCCACCUCCAGUUCCUUAGCAGUAAAGCAUUCAGUCUAUUGUUGAGGUCCGGGGACAGAGACCCCACUAUAUGCCUGCCUGUAUACACCACAGAGGGCAGAGCAGCUCCACCCCUCCAACCCCCCUGCAACCCCUCCCCCAUUAAAAUCUUCCCCAAACAAGAGCCCUUUCUCCUCUGAAGAGGGACCCUCUGUCCAACGCCAAGUGACUCUCAUGGAGGCCAUAGGCGGUGGGACACUUGCCUCCACAACAGGAGCUGGAGUGUCAAAUAAACUCAGUCAGAGCCCCGACACACAAUCAUUCCUUUAUCAGGGCACCGCGAGAGGGACACAGAGACAGACUUUGUGUCAACGAGCGGACCUUGACAAAACACUGGCUGUUUUUAAUGUAGUUUUUAUUCCGCUCCCUUCUUCGAUUGAGCCUCGUCUUCCUGGGAGGGAUGUGUGUCGGGGCUCUGUUUACGGGACCCGUCUCACACCCGGCAUCUGUCCUGCACACGGCUAGGCUGACCUGGACCUGUGUGGUGCAGGCCUGGAGAGGUACACUGUCUGCACAGCACAACACACAACACUCCCCAGGCUGGCCUGGAGAGGUACACUGUCUGCACAGCACAACACACCACACUCCCCAGGCAGGCCUGCCUAUCACACCACACCACACUCCCCAGGCAGGCCUGGAGAGGUACACUGUCUGCACAGCACACCAGAGCACAACACACCACACCACACUCCCCAGGCAGGCCUGCCUAUCACACCACACCACACUCCCCAGGCAGGCCUGGAGAGGUACACUGUCUGCACAGCACACCAGAGCACAACACACCACACCACACUCCCCAGGCAGGCCUGCCUAUCACACCACACCACACUCCCCAGGCAGGCCUGGAGAGGUACACUGUCUGCACAGCACACCAGAGCACAACACACCACACCACACUCCCCAGGCAGGCCUGCCUAUCACACCACACCACACUCCCCAGGCAGGUCUGGAGAGGUACACUGUCUGCACAACACACCACACUCCCCAGGCAGGCCUGCCUAUCACACCACACCACACUCCCCAGGCAGGCCUGCCUAUCACAACACACCACACUCCCCAGGCAGGCCUGGAGAGGUACACUGUCUGCACAGCACAGCACACCACACUCCCCAGGCAGGCCUGCCUAUCACAACACACCACACUCCCCAGGCAGGUCUGGAGAGGUACACUGUCUGCACAACACACCACACUCCCCAGGACGUCACAUUCCACCAAACCUGUGACCACCUCCGACUAA